Linum trigynum is the source of this 1893-nucleotide messenger RNA. The record is from the annotation of a GenBank genome assembly. NCBI's taxonomy places the organism in Eukaryota, Viridiplantae, Streptophyta, Magnoliopsida, Malpighiales, Linaceae.
CACACCUCUCCUUCUCCCUUUUCAAUUUUUUGUUGUAGCUCCCUACUUCUUUAGUGUUUUUGCGGUUAACGUUAACUCGUAAGUUUAUUUUGUAUUACUUUUUAAUUGUGAUUUGUUAUUUUUAUGAUAUUAACUGGACUACGGUUUUUUUGCAGAUGGCAUUCCAAAAGUUCACACUUGGGUUAUGGUGGAAUGGUUACACGGAAGAGACCGGAAAGGGGGUCACCCACGUCGGUGGCAAUUUUCAGAAAAUAAAGAUCGCUACCAGACCGAUGCUUGAAGACCUCUAUCAAAUCUGUACUAAUGUUACUUGCAUGGAUGGCACGAGAAGAGUUGAUCGUAUGGUGUACGGAUAUCCAAACAGAGAAGGCGGGUCGUUGUGGCACAAGGAAUAUCUCAUAACCACUCAGGAUAAGUAGAUGCCAUGCUCGAAUUCUUGAGGUCCAACAAUCUUUCCAAAGCCGAGAUUUCCGUUUACACUAAGGCGGUCGUAGGCGUUGGAGGUCAUUCUGGAGACGGUCAAACAUCAAGUAUCCAAGGUGGAGGUGAAUUAUCUAGAGAUCAUCCCUACGAAAGUUACCAUGAUCCUCAUUCAUAUUUUCAGUACCAAGAGCAAGGUGAAGGUCAUCAUCAAUCUUUCCCAUCAUAUGAAGAAGAAGUUCAACCGGACCAUGCCAACCAACCCGAGUACAACUUCCAAUCAGGCAUCGGUAGUUUUCACAACUAUGAUUAUGGAGCUGAUGAAGGUGCCUUUCAUGAGCUGGAUCAGAUGGAAGAUGCCCUGCCAGCAAUAGUUAGUGACCCCUCCGAUGAAGAAGGAGAGAACAACGUCAGUGCAGAAUGUUCUGACCCUCUUGAAGGUGCUGAUGAUUCAAGACUAGAGUCAGACUUAGAUAAUGAUGAUGAGGUCGCUCGUGACCGUGUACCAGUCCCCUACUACAAUCACAUUCCAUACGAGAAUUGGUGUGUCAACAGCGACAUGGAGCCGCCAGAGGUCCCAGUAUGGGGUCCACUCACUGGGUUUAUGAAGGGCCAACAAUUUGGCUCGAAGAAGGAGGUGCAGCACGCCAUUGAUACUGAAGCAAUAACUCUACAUUUUGAAUGGCACACAACUCAUUCCAACACGAAAAGGCUCAUAGUCAGAUGCUGUAAUCAUCACGAGGGAUGCAAUGUUAGGAUUCAAGCCAUCAACAACAAGAGAUACGACCAUUGGGUCAUAUCCCGUGCAGUGAACACACACACAUGUGUGUCAUCCAUAACAUCCCAAGGCCAUCGACAGUUGAAAUCCAGGGUGGUUGCUGUGGCUAUUGAUAGGGCUAAAGCGUAUGCCUUAAUCCUAUCUCGUAGUAAACCGGAAAGUCCGGGUAUCGUCUCUCAGGGACUGGUACAACCUUAAAUUUUAUCAAGUUUGAAGAGCAAACUAUAGGUGAAAAUGGUUUAAUGAGAUUAUUAAUUACUAGCAAAAUAAUUAAACUAAUUAAGCAAAGUAAAAUGGUGGGUUAUAGGUAUAAUAUGUCCCUCUACUAUGACGUUUUAACAAACAUGCCCCUCUACUCUUUUUAUAUCAAAUAUGCCCCUGUACUUUGAAAAAAUUAUCAAACAUACCCUUUUGUUAAAAUUUCCAUUGAAAAAAUCGUCAAUCAUGGUUUAAUUGAGAUUCAGACGACCAAACAUUGGCAAAUAAGAGGGAAAAUGUCAGUUUUGUCCCAUAUUUUAUUUCCCUGGGUCUUUUCAAAGUGAAAUUAUUUGAAUGAUUUGAUUAUACAAAAGAACCAAAAAAAAUUCUAAAGUGAAUUUAUUAGGUAUACUUUAGUCAUUUGUGUCGCCCAAACUAAAGUACGGCCUUGGUUAACGGUUUUAGGAUGAAAAUUUUAACAAAAGGGCUUGUUUUAU